Messenger RNA from Neoarthrinium moseri, 1380 nucleotides. RefSeq lists its product as uncharacterized. Gene Ontology annotation, biological process: L-tyrosine biosynthetic process. The transcript is spliced from 5 exons. The coding region runs from base 1 to 1380 and encodes 459 amino acids. Gene Ontology annotation, molecular function: NAD+ binding; prephenate dehydrogenase (NADP+) activity; prephenate dehydrogenase (NAD+) activity. The record is from RefSeq and is a predicted model, not a curated record. NCBI's taxonomy places the organism in Eukaryota, Fungi, Ascomycota, Sordariomycetes, Amphisphaeriales, Apiosporaceae.
AUGGCCGCGCCCUCCAGCAAAGUCCCUCCUGAGAUGGAGGGCUUCGUGGUAGGCAUCAUUGGCAUGGGUGAGAUGGGGAAGAUGUAUGCUCAGAGGCUCAGCGACGCUGGCUGGAGACUGAUCCCGAUUGCGAACAGAAUCAACGGCUGCGAUAGAGAGGAGAAUUUUGAGAGUUUGAAGCAAGAGUUUGCCAGCAGGAAUAAUGUCCAAAUUUUCCGUAAUGGCCACUUCGUGUCCCGCGCAAGCGACUACAUCAUCUACAGCGUCGAGGCUGCCAAUAUUGAUCGUAUUGUGUCCUUGUAUGGCCCUUCUACCAAGAUGGGCGCAAUUGUAGGCGGUCAAACGUCGUGCAAGAAGCCCGAGAUCGACGCUUUCGAGAGAUACCUGCCGGCCGAUGUCGACAUUGUGUCGUGCCAUUCUUUGCACGGUCCCGGUGUGGAUCCCAGGGACCAGCCUCUGGUAUUGAUCAAGCAUCGAGCAUCUGAUGCUUCCUUUCGUAAAGUGGAGACGGCCCUGAGUUGCCUCAAUAGUCGUUAUGUUUACCUCACCGCACACGAACACGACCACAUCACGGCCGAUACCCAGGCCGUGACCCAUGCUGCCUUUCUCUCAAUGGGUAAAGCCUGGAACAGCAUGCAGGAGUAUCCGUGGGAGACAGCACGCUACAUCGGCGGCAUCGAAAAUGUCAAGAUCAACCUGAUGUUGCGCAUAUACAACCAGAAAUGGCAUGUCUAUGCGGGUCUUGCAAUCCUCAACCCAGAGGCUAGAGUGCAAAUCGAACAGUAUGCCAAGAGCACCACCGAGCUGUACAAGCUGAUGCUCGGAGGCCAUGCUGAGGAGCUCAGAGCACGCGUCUAUGCUGCCAAAGAGCGAGUCUUCGGCGGCGGCGCAGGUGGCAAAUAUCGGUGGAAGGACGAGCCGCUCCUUGAUGAUGAGGUCCUGGACCAAUUCAGCCUCGGUAAGAAGCCUGAGCUGCUACUCCCCAACAACCAUCUCUCUCUCCUCGCCAUGGUUGACUGUUGGUCUGCGCUUGGCAUCGUGCCCUACGAUCACAUGAUAUGCUCGACGCCCCUCUUCCGGCUGUGGCUGGGUGUCACCGAGUCCAUCUUCCGCAACUCAGAGAGGCUUGAUGAGGCUUUGCGAGUAGCCAUCGAGGAUAAUACCUUCCGCAGCGAUGAUCUCGAGUUUACGUUCGCAGCCAGGGGCUGGGCUGAGUGUGUGAGCUUAGGGCACUUUGAGACGUGGAAAGAGAGGUUCUUGGUCACCCAGCGAUUCUUUGAGCCAAGGUUUGCGGGUGCUAUCGAGGUGGGUAACGAGAUGUUGAAGGUACUGGCGAGGAGGCGCAAGGGAAGCGUCACCUCUUCGCCUCAGGCAAAAUGA